AUGAGUCUGAGAGAACAAACCACCCUAAUCUCGUGGCCACCGAGUCGACCCGUAGGUGACGAGCUUGACGAAUCGAAAGAUAGCUUCAAUUCCCCUUCUUUCCUAUUAGACACAUCAUCCUCAUUAGACUCCAACUCGUCCCUCCUUCGCCGCGGCUCAGAACCUCCUCAAACUUCGCCUCCUGAAACGCAAGCUUCGGCUGAAUCUCAGUCGCGGUUUCUGGAGACGCAAGACCCAGAGUCCCAAUCUUUUGGGAACUACUCUGACGCCUCAUCGAUUGCCCGUUUUCCUUCCUUUCAUUUUAACCUACACACUCUCACGUCUCUUUCCUCCCUCGUUGAAAGAAAGUUUAAAGGGUCGGUCAAAAUCAGUUGUCUACUCGCCGUGUUGGAGGUCGAAGGUCCCGAUACAAUUCGUAUCAAAAACGGAGCUGAGGCCGGGAAGGAGGUGUCCAUUCUCAAAAUAGUAUUGGGAGACGAGGAGGGAACAGUCUGCAAACUCACUGCGUCGUGGAGAGAAAUUGCUGAGGAUUGGGGCGGUGCAGGCAAAGCGGUUGCAACGAAACGGGGGGAUAUCGUGUACCUAGAGAAUGUUAUGGCCUCCUGUGAUCCUGCAACGUCAAUCACCCUAUCACCAUCACCCUACCUGAAAUCGGUUCUAACUAUUUGCUAUCGCAGUAUGCCUUACUCCCACGAAGAUGGGAGGAUGAGGCCUGAUCUGCGUUUGGGGUUCAGUGACCCCGCUGUGCGCAAGGUCGCAGCCGUCGUAUCGUGGUUUGAAGACUUGGCUGGCCUAGAGCAGAUUUAG
Molecule: messenger RNA, 807 nt
Organism: Psilocybe cubensis
Lineage: Eukaryota; Fungi; Basidiomycota; Agaricomycetes; Agaricales; Agrocybaceae
Exons: 3
Coding region: 1-807 (268 amino acids)
Source: RefSeq, a predicted model, not a curated record